Molecule: messenger RNA, 312 nt
Organism: Drechmeria coniospora
Lineage: Eukaryota; Fungi; Ascomycota; Sordariomycetes; Hypocreales; Ophiocordycipitaceae
Exons: 2
Coding region: 1-312 (103 amino acids)
Biological process (GO): translation
Cellular component (GO): mitochondrial large ribosomal subunit
Molecular function (GO): structural constituent of ribosome
Source: RefSeq, a predicted model, not a curated record
AUGAGACCAACCCAAGCCCUCUCCGUUGGGCGCUACCGCCACCUGAAGCUCACAACAAAAGAUGUCGGCAAGGGCUUCUACAAGGGCAAUCGAACCGGCUCCAUGGGUCGCCACACAAAAUACGGAGGAUACACAAUCGAGUGGAACAAGGUGCGGACGUACGUCGUCCCAGACCUCAAAGACUUCAAGCUCACGCCGUUUGUGAGCCGGCAGAUUAGGUUGCAGCCGGGCGAUUACAAGGGCUUGGAAAAGGGCCCCCAGGACCCCUACUUUUAUGUUGAGCAGUGGAAGCGGUUCAAUGGCGUGGACUGA